Molecule: messenger RNA, 933 nt
Organism: Parnassius apollo (apollo)
Lineage: Eukaryota; Metazoa; Arthropoda; Insecta; Lepidoptera; Papilionidae
Source: the annotation of a GenBank genome assembly
AUGCGGCGCCGCGUUUCCUCGUGCGCCUCGUCCCCCACCACGCGCUCCAGCCCGUCGCCCAGCGACUCUACGCACACACAUCUCAUCAACAAUACACAACGAGGCGGCGCCGCGUCUCCUCGUGCGCCUCGUCCCCCACCACGCGCUCCAGCCAGUCGCCCAACGACUCUACGCACACACAUCUCAUCAACAAUACACAACGAGGCGGCGCCGCGUCUCCUCGUGCGCCUCGUCCCCCACCACGCGCUCCAGCCCAUCGCCCAGCGACUCUACGCACACACAUCUCAUCAACAAUACACAACGAGGCGGCGCCGCGUCUCCUCGUGCGCCUCGUCCCCCACCACACGCUCCAGCCCGUCGCCCAGCGACUCUAUGCACACACAUCUCAUCAACAAUACACAACGAGGCGGCGCCGCGUCUCCUCGUGAGCCUCGUCCCCCACCACGCGCUCCAGCCCGUCGCCCAGCGACUCUACGCACGCACAUCUCAUCAACAAUACACAACGAGGCGGCGCCGCGUCUCCUCGUGCGCCUCGUCCCCCACCACGCGCUCCAGCCAGUCGCCCAACGACUCUACGCACACACAUCUCAUCAACAAUACACAACGAGGCGGCGUCGCGUCUCCUCGUGCGCCUCGUCCCCCACCACGCGCUCCAGCCCAUCGCCCAGCGACUCUACGCACACACAUCUCAUCAACAAUACACAACGAGGCGGCGCCGCGUCUCCUCGUGCGCCUCGUCCCCCACCACACGCUCCAGCCCAUCGCCCAGCGACUCUACGCACACACAUCUCAUCAACAAUACACAACGAGGCGGCGCCGCGUCUCCUCGUGAGGCUCGUCCCCCACCACACGCUCCAGCCCGUCGCCCAGCGACUCUACGCACACACAUCUCAUCAACAAUACACAACGAGGCGGCGCCGCGUCUCCUCGUGA